Molecule: messenger RNA, 2325 nt
Organism: Aureobasidium namibiae CBS 147.97
Lineage: Eukaryota; Fungi; Ascomycota; Dothideomycetes; Dothideales; Saccotheciaceae
Exons: 7
Coding region: 1-2325 (774 amino acids)
Biological process (GO): regulation of DNA-templated transcription; DNA-templated transcription
Cellular component (GO): nucleus
Molecular function (GO): zinc ion binding; DNA-binding transcription factor activity, RNA polymerase II-specific; DNA binding
Source: RefSeq, a predicted model, not a curated record
AUGGAGGAGAAAGAGUGCUCGGAGGGCCACAAUGAAUCGCAAGGUCCUGAUUCGGACUCGCCAUCAUGCCUGGGAUGUCGUCGGCGGAAGCAGCGCUGCUCGCGCGAGCACCCCACCUGUAACCACUGCGAGCGACUCGGUGUCGUGUGCGUCUAUGAUGCGAAAAAGAACAAGCCCGGCAUGAAGCCCGGUGCCAUAGAGACAUUGAAUCGACGAGUCGAUGCCCUGGAAGCGACUGUAUACAACUCCGAUUCCCAUCCCGUCCGCCCCACCGAGACACAGUCCUUGUUCACUGCUUUUUCCAGUCUUGUACAAGAGCUACGCGGACUCGUCAACCAGAAGCCCGCGUUCUGCACUCCCGUGCCGUCACAGUCAGGUGCAGCAGCAGCGCAACGCCUCUCGCCUCACACCGUAGCUCAGGACACGACCAGUGGGACGGCUGCUGAACAGCAGACGCGCAAGAGGAAGAGAGCGGAUACCUUGGGACAAUCAUCUACCACGUCGGUAGCCAACGAUACCCCGAGCGGGGACAGUAUCAGCGGUCUGCCGAGUGCGGACCUGCUUGAAAAGAUCAUGUUCGCCUAUUUCAAACACGUCCAGCCAUGGACGCCAAUACUGCACGAGGCAAAGCUGAGAGCUCGUUUGAGCGCAUCUCACCACACUCCUCAAGUCGCCAUAUUGAUACACGCUGUCAUCGUUGCCGCUGUGCGCUUGGUUGACGAUGAGACCCUUCGAAGUCGUCCAGACUACGUCGAGCAGCUCAUAUUAGAAUCAAGAGACAAAGUGCUCCUGCUGGGAAUGGACGGCUUGAGCAUGGGCAAUGGUGACACAUCCAGGGCCUGGCCAAUCAUCGGCUCAUUGACUAGGACUGUCGAGUAUCUUCAGCUGAGUGUGGAUCCGGACAGCAAACAAGGCACGCCCUUACUCAUGCCACUGGCUUUAUUGCCGCCUGCCGAGGACUGGACUCAGGAUGAAGAACGCCGCAGAGCCUUCUGGAACAUCUUCAACCUCGAUCGUUUCUGUUCGGUCGCGACAGGUUGGAACACGAGUCUGACUUCACAUGACGUACACAGAAGACUGCCAGCUGAUGGUGGUUUGUGGCACAAGCAGCAACCCGUCACCACCCCAUUCUUUGGUAUCUGGGACAGAUCAGCAGCUCGGAUCGGGAACUCGAUAACGUUUUUCCCUGAACAUUACCCGAGCCCUCAAUCAGGGAAGGAUGGUCCGCUUUCGACUCCACACACAGCAACUGGUGGUCAGAAGAACGGAGCCCACAUCGACAUGUCUACUGUCGGAGCUUAUGCAUACUGUAUAGAGGCGACCGAGUCCUUGAGUCGCAUCACAUCAUACUUCCUCAGGCAGGAAAUCGAUUUUACGGAUCGCAUACAAGUCAGUGACUGGUUGAUGAGGUUCAAGGAACUAGAUCUGCGUCUGGUACACUGGAAGAUGUUUUUACCUCAGAAGUGGAAGGACUCCAAUGUGUCUCGAGAGCCUACUCGUGUCGAGAUGGAUCCGAAUCUUACCCUCGCGCAUAUCACUCAUAACACAUCCAUGAUCCUACUACAUCAGCAAAUUGCUUAUCCAUCCCGAGAUUUGUCGCGCACCGUCAAGAUGCCGAGCAUGCACAGCGCCGAGACAUGUCAAUCGGCAGCUACAGAAACCGCUACCAUCGCACAAAAAUAUCUCAAGCAUACAUCCUCAGAUAGUCUGGUCAACAGCCAGUUUUCGUUUUGCAUAUACAUCAGCGCCCGCGCGCUUCUAGUGCAUUGGAAGUACUACCAAACAGAGCUUGCGCCCGACUUUUGGGCUUUGCUCAGCAGUUUGGACGAGAUGUCGAUACGAUGGGCUGGCCCUAUCUUCCGAUCAAGAUCCAGCACGUCUCUCGCGGGUAGGUACUGUGCACAGCUGCGCAGCCUCUAUGAGAAGUCUAUCGCUGAUGUCAAGUUCUGCGUGGACACUCGGGGCUAUGCUCUGGAUGCUUUCUCCCGAUCAUUGUCGACCGAGGGGACUGGUCAGUAUGCUUCCGUGGAUGAUAGCCAUGGCAGACCCGCGGCAAGCGUUAUGGGAACUUCGCCUUACCAAGCAGUGGGCACGGAUGCCCUUCAUCUAGCUAGCAGCGCAGCGCACCGUUCUCCAUCUGGCUACACCACACUCUCUGUGCCCGUCGGCCAGAGUCCACAAGACGGGCUGGCUGCUAUCUCCACCCUGCUGGCUGACCAGGAUUUUAUGCAGUUGGACCGGAUCAUCAGUUUCGAUGAAUCACUAUUCACAGCUCAAAGUCUCCAUCCAGGUGCAAACUAUCCUGAGGAGUGGGGACUUGGGUGA